Messenger RNA from Nycticebus coucang (slow loris), 2843 nucleotides. It is a transcript of the gene ERF, whose product is annotated as ETS2 repressor factor. The transcript is spliced from 6 exons. Lineage: Eukaryota; Metazoa; Chordata; Mammalia; Primates; Lorisidae. Gene Ontology annotation, biological process: regulation of transcription by RNA polymerase II; cell differentiation. Gene Ontology annotation, cellular component: nucleus. Gene Ontology annotation, molecular function: sequence-specific DNA binding; DNA-binding transcription factor activity, RNA polymerase II-specific. Bases 557 to 1966 code for a protein of 469 amino acids. The record is from RefSeq and is a predicted model, not a curated record.
GAGAGGCUCUGAGAGGCGAGGCCGGGUGAGGCGGCGAGGGUGGCCCGACGGGCGCGGGACAGGACGGGGCAGCGCGGGCGCCGGGAGCCACGGCCCGGAGUCAGGGCGCCUCGCCCUGGGCCCCCCAGCAUGAAGACCCCGGCGGACACAGGGGCCCGGACGUGUGCAGGGCGCGGGGGGGGGAGACUGUCCACGGGGCCGCUAUCCCUGGUUCCGCGCUGCGCGAUCCGGCCCGUGACCUUCACAGUGGCGCGUGUCCCGCACCAGAACGCGCAGCUUUAAGGUGGCUCUAGGGAGACCUGGAUACCCUCCUUCUGCGCCGCUCGGGGCCUGGGGUUGGAGAGGUUGGGAAGGGUUUGCCUUCCCUGACUGGGCCUACAAGCCGGAGUCGUCCCCUGGCUCGAGACAGAUCCAGCUGUGGCACUUUAUCCUGGAGCUGCUGCGGAAGGAGGAGUACCAGGGUGUCAUCGCCUGGCAGGGGGACUACGGGGAAUUCGUCAUCAAGGACCCUGAUGAAGUGGCCCGGCUCUGGGGUGUCCGCAAGUGCAAGCCCCAGAUGAAUUAUGACAAGCUGAGCCGGGCCCUGCGAUAUUACUAUAACAAACGCAUUCUGCACAAGACCAAGGGGAAACGGUUCACCUACAAGUUCAACUUCAACAAACUGGUGCUGGUUAAUUAUCCUUUCAUUGAUGUGGGGUUGGCUGGGGGUGCGGUGCCCCAGAGUGCCCCACCAGUGCCAUCAGGUGGCAGCCACUUCCGCUUCCCUCCCUCAACGCCAUCUGAGGUGCUGUCUCCCACCGAGGACCCCCGCUCACCACCAGCCUGCUCUUCAUCCUCAUCUUCUCUCUUCUCGGCUGUGGUGGCCCGCCGCCUGGGCCGAGGCUCGGUCAGUGACUGUAGUGAUGGCACGUCAGAGCUGGAGGAGCCCCUGGGAGAGGACCCCCGAGCCCGACCACCUGGCCCUCCGGAGCUGGGUGCUUUCCGAGGCCCCCCGCUGACCCGCCUGCCCCAUGACCCUGGAGUCUUCCGUGUCUAUCCCCGACCCCGGGGUGCCCCUGAACCCCUCAGCCCCUUCCCGGUGUCACCUCUGGCUGGGCCUGGCUCCUUGCUACCCCCUCAACUUUCACCGGCUCUGCCCAUGACGCCCACCCACCUGGCCUACACACCCUCACCCACGCUGAGCCCCAUGUACCCCAGUGGUGGUGGGGGCCCCAGUGGCUCAGGGGGAGGCUCCCACUUCUCCUUUAGCCCUGAGGACAUGAAACGGUACCUGCAGGCCCACACCCAAAGCGUCUACAACUACCACCUCAGCCCCCGCGCCUUCCUGCACUACCCUGGGCUUGUGGUGCCCCAGCCUCAGCGCCCUGACAAGUGCCCACUGCCACCCAUGGCACCUGAGACCCCACCAGUCCCUUCCUCGGCUUCAUCCUCCUCUUCUUCCUCUUCCUCCCCAUUCAAGUUUAAGCUCCAGCCGCCCCCACUAGGACGCCGGCAACGGGCAGCUGGGGAGAAGGCUCCAGCAGGCGCUGACAAAAGCGGUGGUUCAGGUGGGCUAGUCGAGGGGGCAGGGGCACUGGCCCCACCACCACCACCACCGCCACCGCCACCACAGAUCAAGGUGGAGCCUAUCUCUGAAGGCGAGUCAGAGGAGGUGGAGGUGACUGACAUCAGCGAUGAGGAGGAAGACGGGGAGGUGUUCAAGACACCCCGUGCCCCUCCUGCACUUCCCAAGCCUGAGCCCGGCGAGGCAGCUGGGGCAGCCCAGUGCAUGCCCCUCAAGUUGCGCUUUAAGCGACGCUGGAGUGAAGACUGUCGCCUGGAGGGUGGUGGGGGUCCUGCUGGGGGCUUUGAGGAUGAGGGUGAAGACAAGAAGGUUCGUGGGGAGGGGCCCCUCACCCCCAGGCGGGUGAGCUCUGACCUCCAACACGCCACAGCCCAGCUGUCCCUAGAACAUCGAGAUUCUUGAGGGCUGUGGGUAGGGGACCUGUGUUCCCCCCACCUUCCCUUACUUUUUUUGCUGCCUUAACCCUACAUUCCCUGGAGGUGAGGGCAGCUCUCUAGUCUCUUCCCUGCCUCCUCCCCAUCCCUUCCCCACAUUUUGUAUAAAACUUUAAUUUCUUUUUUCUUUUUUUAAGUGGUGGGGUGGGGGGGUACCCAGGGCUGGGGGCUGCCCCCUGACUGGGUUGCUGAGCUCUGGGCAAAAUGGUGUUGGGGGGAGGGAGGGGGGAGUUAAGGGGGCCACCUCCAUUCUGAGGAAUUUAUAUUUGAACUGAGGCUGUGGCCUUAACACCCAGGAACUUUUUUAUUACAAUCACUUAGGAAGUAAAGCCUUGUCUCCCUGUUCUCUGCCUCUUGUACCUCUCCCCCUAUGCUUCCCAGCCGUCCUUAGCCCCAGCCCUGCCUUCACUGCCCCUCUGGGGCCAUGAGUGCCUGGGUUUCUCAUACCCCACAAGGUUACAGCAGGGGAGGGAGGGACAAUUUUAUGAUGAACCAAAAAUUCCAUGUUGGGAGGGGUGGGGGGGGCAGAGAAGGGUGAGGGGUGCCGCCCAUGGGCCACAAAUCUUUACAAGUGCCUGCUAUCCCACUCCCUACCCCAAGCACUGGUCCAACCCUUUCGCCCCCAGCUGCUCCUAGGACUGGUCCCUGGACAGGUGGGUGGGGAGAUGGGAAGGGGGUGCCCCGAAACCAAACUGGAAGCCCCAUCUGCCUCCCAGCUGGGGCCCCUGGGGUGUGGUAGGGGGCUGUGGUCAAGCCUUAUUCUGUAUUGGGGACUGAGGGUGUGGGGAGGGAAAUAGGGGGGCUGCUGGAGAAUGUAUUCAAAACAAUAAAACUUUGGACCUUUG